Molecule: messenger RNA, 1701 nt
Organism: Merops nubicus (carmine bee-eater)
Lineage: Eukaryota; Metazoa; Chordata; Aves; Coraciiformes; Meropidae
Product: WD repeat-containing protein 72-like
Exons: 11
Biological process (GO): protein localization to plasma membrane
Cellular component (GO): cytoplasm
Molecular function (GO): protein binding
Source: RefSeq, a predicted model, not a curated record
AUGUGUGUUUGGAAUGUCACAACUGGACAGUGCAUUGAGAGCGCAAAGCUUCCUUACAGGCACACAGCAAUCUAUUAUUACCAUUGCUCAUUCCGAAUGACAGGUGAAGGCUGGCUUCUUUGUUGUGGAGAAUAUCAAGAUGUUCUUAUCAUUGAUGCUAAGACUUUGAGUGUUCUUCACACUUUAUCAUCAUCUCAGUCUUCUGAUUGGAUAAAUUGUAUGUGUAUUGUACACUCUGCAAGAGUUCAAGAAGACUCAUUGGUUGCAGUGUCUGUAACGGGAGUUCUUAAAGUGUGGGACCUGUCUUCGUCUUUGAAUAGCAUACAGGAGAGACAUACUGUGUGCGAGAAGGAAUCAAAAUCUCUGGAUUGUGUAAAUUGUCAAGCAGUUCGGUUUUGUACUUACACAGAAAGACUCCUCUUGGUUGUGUCCUCCACGUGCUGGCAGGUCUAUGAUUACUGUGACUUCUCCUUGCUUUGUACUGAGUUCUGUAAAAGCGGACAGUGCUUUGCUGGUGGUGAUGUACUAGCAGCUUACAGACUUAUCAUCUGGACAGAAGAUGGCCACAGUUACAUCUACCAGCUGCUAAACAGUGGGCUUUCUAAAAGCAUAUAUCCUGGUGAUGGGAAGGUGCUGAGAGAAACUGUUUAUCCUCACUUACUCUGCUUUACUGGUGUAAAGGAAAAUAAGAGCUUUCCUUUUGUCAUGGGCUUCAUGAAUGAAAGAAAGGAGCCUUUCUAUAAGGUUCUUUUUUCUGGUGAAGCUUCAGGAAGGAUCACUUUGUGGCAUGUUCCUGAUGUCCCUGUGUCAACAUUUGAUGGUUCGCCAAAAGAGAUCCCAAUUACGGCCAUGUGGACUCUUCAGGAUAAUUUUGAUAAACACGAUUCAAUGUCAGAGGGCAUUAUUGAUCAUCUAUGUGCAUCUAAGGAUGGAAUUGAAAGUGCAGUUGUCAGUUCCUCUGUAUACAUACCCAGACUUGAUAAGCUUGUGUGUGGAUGUGAAAACGGGAAAAUUUUUGUUACACUAGGUUUAAAAACUGCAAGAGCAAGACUUCUAGAAAACAUACCUUUGCUGAAAGAUCAUCUACCUUACAAGGUUCUGAAUGGUCAUAGUAGCAGUGUCACUUGUUUGCUUUAUCCACAUGAUAAGUCAGUAAGAUUUGAUCCAAGUUGGCUCUUAUCAGGAGGCCAGGAUUCUGUUGUGAUCUGCUGGGAUAUAUUUACUGGAGGCAUCUUACACCAAUUUAGUCUGCAGUCGGGUCCAGUGACAGAGCUCUUGCGAUCUCCAGAAAACUACAGAUUAAAAGACCACAGCAUGGUGUACUGUGUGUGCAGUGAUCACUCAGUAGCAAUUCUACACCUUCAGAAGAGAGUAUGUGUCUUACAUGCCAGAAAGCAUCUGUUUCCUGUGAAGAAGAUAAAAUUUGACCCUGUUGAAAAUCUGUUAAUUGUUGGAUGUGAAGAUGAUUCAGUUUAUAUUUGGGAAAUUGAAACAGGCACUCUGGAACGACAUGAAACAGGUGAAACAGCAAAAGCAAUUCUUACUGCCAUUGAAGAUUCAGAAUACGUAGUGGCAGAUGCUCCACUUCCUCUAUCUCAAGACUCAAAAAGAAAUAAAAAUGCUGGAUACAAACACUCUAGCUCUUACAAGCAUGGCAUGGUUUCUCACAGUCUUACUCAUACAGAAAAAUCUUCAGAUAAG